Anisakis simplex (herring worm) is the source of this 531-nucleotide messenger RNA. NCBI's taxonomy places the organism in Eukaryota, Metazoa, Nematoda, Chromadorea, Rhabditida, Anisakidae. The record is from the annotation of a GenBank genome assembly.
AUGACUGCAACACCACCUGCUGGGAAAACGACGACCUCAUCAACAACACCACCACCUGCUGCACGAAAAACGACUAAAUCACCACAAGAAACAAUUAGGCCGACCUACCCACAUAUGACUCCUGAAACUGAGGAGAACACCACUCAUCGCUAUCCAUCUAUGAGACCAACAACUACGAUGCCGAGCACUCCUCGUUAUCCAUAUAUGACUCCUGAUACUGAGGACAAGACCACUCAUCGCUAUCCAUUUAAGACAGGAACAACUAAGUCGCCAUAUAUGACUCCUGAAACUGAAUACAAGACCACGCAUCGCUAUCCAUUUAAGACAGGAAGAACUAAGUCGCCAUAUAUGACUCCUGAAACUGAGGACAAGACCACUCAUCGCUAUCCAUUUGAGACAGGAACAACUAAGUCGCCAUAUAUGACUCCUGAAGGUGAAGAGAGGACCACUCAUCGCCAUCCAUUUGAGACAGGAACAACUAAGUCGCCAUAUAUGACUCCUGAAGGUGAAGAGAACACCACUCAUCGCCAU